Messenger RNA from Myripristis murdjan (pinecone soldierfish), 2220 nucleotides. RefSeq names its product 5-hydroxytryptamine receptor 4. The transcript has 7 exons. Gene Ontology annotation, biological process: regulation of appetite; chemical synaptic transmission; adenylate cyclase-activating adrenergic receptor signaling pathway. Gene Ontology annotation, molecular function: G protein-coupled serotonin receptor activity. Gene Ontology annotation, cellular component: plasma membrane. NCBI's taxonomy places the organism in Eukaryota, Metazoa, Chordata, Actinopteri, Holocentriformes, Holocentridae. The coding region runs from base 98 to 1426 and encodes 442 amino acids. The record is from RefSeq and is a predicted model, not a curated record.
GCUGGAACCGGGGAGCGGCGGCGCGGAGCCCGGCACAGGGCCGAAGCGUGGGGUGAUGAGGACUGUCCUCUGCUGACCUCCAUGCAGACGACCAGUGAUGGCCACAGCAUCAUCUAUACAUUUGUUGGAUGACAUAUUAAACGCAGAACAGCAACAACAGCAACAAGAGCAGCAGCAGCAGCAAGUCCUGAGCUCCCUGGAGAAGAUUGUGCUCACCAUCUUCCUUUCCAUCAUCAUCAUUAUGACGGUUUUCGGCAACCUGCUGGUCAUGGUGGCGCUCUGCAAGGACAGACAUCUGCGGAAAAAGAAAACAAACUACUUCAUAGUGUCGCUGGCUUUUGCCGACCUGCUCGUCGCCGUGGUUGUGAUGCCGUUUGCGGCCAUAGAACUGACCACUGGUCAGUGGCGAUAUGGGGCGAUCUUCUGUCUGGUCCGAACAUCUUUGGACGUCCUGUUGACUACAGCAUCUAUCCUGCACCUCUGCUGUAUAGCGCUGGACAGGUAUUAUGCAAUCUGCUGCCAGCCACUGGUCUACAGACACAAAAUGACCCCAGUCAGAGUGGCAGUGAUGCUGGGAGGCUGCUGGCUCAUCCCUUUCUUCAUCUCCUUCCUACCCAUCAUGCAAAGCUGGAACGCCAUUGGCAUUGAGGACAUAAUCGAAGAGAGGCGCGUGUCCACAGGCAGCUCCAAUGACACCAGCUGCGUGUUUCUCGUCAACCGGCCAUACGCGCUCAUCUGCUCCGCUGUGGCCUUCUACGUCCCGCUGGCCCUCAUGGUCCUGGCCUACCAGCGGAUCUACGUCACCGCCAUGUCCCACGCACGGCAGAUCGAGACGCUUCAGCGCGCCGGCUCUGCCCCCGUUCCCGGUGCCGGCCCUAUCACAGGGGCCACAAGCACACGAUCCUCGACGGCCUCGGAUCACUCGGAGCACUACCGCCUCAGGUCGGCAGCGGGCUCCUCUUCCUCCUCGGAGCCAGCUCCAGUGACCACGAGCCGCAUGCGCGUGGAGACCAAGGCGGCAAAGACGCUGGCUGUUAUUAUGGGGUGUUUCUGCCUGUGCUGGGCACCGUUCUUCAUCACUAACGUGGUGGACCCGUUCAUCCACUACUCUGUGCCCUGGCAGCUGUGGACGGCCUGGCUGUGGCUCGGCUACAUUAACUCAGGGCUCAACCCCUUCCUGUACGCCUUCCUGAACCGGGCGUUUCGGAGGGCGUUUCUGGUGAUACUGUGCUGUGGCGAUGAGAGGUACGUGCGGCAGAGCAGCCUCUCUCAUGGACACACCCACAGAGCUUGCUCGGCGGCAUCGGUCAACGGGACGUCUAUGGCGCUGAGAUUGUCCUUCCUGCCGAACCGGAGCUACAGUGACAACGGACGCAGGAUACUGGCCACCGAACAGGAGUCCCAGGACUCUCUUGGACCACUAUGAGGGCGACUGCGCAGCAGCAGUGCUGUGAUGAUGUCACCUCUGAAACGGCAUCGCUCAAUGACUGCUCAGGGUGGCAGAGCUACAAAAACAUCAGCUGACAUUCACUGAAUUACAAGGAUGUUGUUUUUGAGACAAAACUGUUGUCGUGGCCCCUGCGAUGUUGUGUAUACUAUUAUUUGAUCUGAAUGGUCAUCUUAUGAUGAUGCUAUCUUACCUGGACAUUCACUUUUUGAUAUGGCAAUUAUGUGACUUUUUUUUUUUUUUUUUUUUAAAUAUAUAUAUGGCGAUGCUAUUAAAUAUAAGCCAAAUGUGAGAGGCAGUGUUUCUGGUGUAGAAAGCCAAAGGAAAGAGGUCAAAGUCAACUCCUCCGGGACUUACAGGAACAAGCUGAGACUUUCCUGAAGCCGGUACAUGUUUAUGAAGACAGUCUUUUUUUUUUUUUUUUUUUUUUUUUUUUUUUACCAUCUCUACCUGUUGAUUUGAAGGUGACAGGGUGGGCUAGCCCCACCUACAACAGAGACUCUGACUAACAACAUGGGGCAAGAGUGAGGUCUCUUCUGCUUCUUACCCUCUUUGGUGACUCUCCACUGUAUCUCAGUAUUGGUUUUGGCAGCUCUUGAUGCCAUAUUGUGAAGGUAAAGGACUACUGCAGUGUUGGUGGAAGCUGGCCUUAUUUUCCAGACAGGGGGGGCGCUCCCUUAUUAAGUUGUUGUUGUUUUGAUUUUUCACUUUUAUAUAGAAUAAAUAUUUAAGAUGGCCUGCAUUUUGUGUAACUUUCCAAACUUUUGAAAGCA